Messenger RNA from Lagopus muta (rock ptarmigan), 3318 nucleotides. RefSeq names its product ADP-ribosyl cyclase/cyclic ADP-ribose hydrolase 1-like. Lineage: Eukaryota; Metazoa; Chordata; Aves; Galliformes; Phasianidae. The record is from RefSeq and is a predicted model, not a curated record. Gene Ontology annotation, molecular function: phosphorus-oxygen lyase activity; NAD+ nucleosidase activity. Gene Ontology annotation, cellular component: plasma membrane. The coding region runs from base 1137 to 1979 and encodes 280 amino acids. The transcript is spliced from 7 exons. Gene Ontology annotation, biological process: positive regulation of B cell proliferation.
GUAAUGAGGUCACCCCCCUGCCUUCUUUUCUGCAGGCUAAACAAGCCCUGCUCCCCCAGCCUGUCUUCACAGGGGGGAUGCUUCAGUCCCCUGAUCAUCUUUGUGGCUCUCCUCUGGACCCUCUCCAACAGCUCCCUGUCUUUCUUGUCUUGGGGCUCCAGAGGUUAGGAAGAGAUACGCUGCUUCAGAACUGAAACUUCAGUUCCGAGAAGAACUCUCCCAAGGUCAGUAUCUCUGAAAAUAAGAUCUCAAAACAAAGAUAAGUUUAUAUGAUUAAUAUAUGCUUACCACUGAAGGCUUUGUCAGAGCAUUUCUCAGGUCUUUAGAACCUACAGGAGCUGUGUCACAAAUGCCCUUUCUCACACAGAACCCAUUAAAGACAGACACUUUGUGAUUACUAACGAUUUAUAGUUAACAUUAUGGGGACAUGCAGAAGUUUUGUCUAUUUUUAGUUGUCUAUCUUUAGUUUAUUUCAAUUUAUGUUUGUUACGCUGGUUUCUGACUUAAGGCAGCAGAAUUGCCCUGUGUAGAGAAGGAACUUCCUCCCUGCAGAGCCGUACCUUGUGUUAUUUCUCAGCAUCUCAGAAACCUCAAUGUGCACAGUUGUUUUCCUGGGAAAUCCCCGUGACAACCAGACCAAAGCCAUCUGCAGGACCGAGAUUAUUUCCUUCUUUCUUAAUUUCUCAUGGGAAUUUCUCAUUUCUCAUAAACCAAGCCUGCCGUUGUUGAUGACCCAAGUUAUAUUUUUAUGACUGCUGUAAAGUUAACGAUUAUCUGGUAAAAUGGGAUUCAAUGCCUGCCAUUUAGGAGCAAACCAACGUCGAGGAACUAGAUUGUGGUCGUCCUAACUCGGGUUUCACUCACUCACGGGUGGCCGCAAGGGGAAUCUUUAUUUAAACAAAACUUCAAGGAGUUUCGCUUUUGUGACUGACUUUCGGACAUUCACUUCCGAGAAGCAAAAGUUCAGAACUUCGACCCGGAGAGUCAAAACCGCGAGCAGCAGUCGCAGCAGCCAGAACAGCGGCUUCUCUCUAAGAAACGCGGAGGGGCCUCCUGGGUGCUUGAGCCCGGCCGCCAGAAGGGGAGGCGCCGGGCCGCAGCUCGGUGCCCGCAGUCCCCCCGCCGCCCCUCUCGCCAUGCCCUCACAGCGCGGCUCGGCGCGGAGGCGGCAGCGCUGCGUGCUGCUGGCCGGCAUCGCCAUCCUGCUGAUCGCUCUCGUCCUGGCCGCCGUGCUGGCCUCCGCCCUCACGGGGCGCAAAGAGGAGGCGAGCCCGGAGCCGCUGAGGUGGCAGGGCAGGGGGACGACCAGGAACCUGCGGGAGAUCGUCCUGGGGAGAUGCUACAGUUACCUCGCCGAGGGGCGCGUGAAGCUGGGAGAUAAGGAUUGCCUUAAAAUAUGGGAAUCAUUAAAAGCUGCAUUCAUUCACAAGAAUCCCUGUAAUGCUACAACAAAAGAUUAUCAGCCUUUAAUGGAGUUGGCAAGUCAUCCAGUACCCUGCAACAAGUCACUGUUUUGGAGCAGGACGUAUGAUCUCGUUCAUCUUUAUUCAAAAUCCAAUCACCAUUUCCUUACCUUGGAGGACACAUUCCUGGGUUAUAUGCUUGAUGGGCUUUCAUGGUGUGGAGACCCCUCAGCUCCGGGAAUCAACUAUGAAUCUUGUCCAAAAUGGAAUGAAUGUGAAGGCAGUUCUGGCUCUGUAUUCUGGAAAAUGGCAUCCAAGAUGUUUGCAGAAGCAGCAUGCGGUGUGGUUCACGUGAUGCUCAAUGGAUCAAUAGAAGCAGGAGCUUUCAGAAGCAGCAGGGAUUCCUGCUCAGGCUAUUCCAUAAAGAAGUUAAGAAACAUCUUAGAAGAACGAAACUUUAAAAUCACUAAGAUCACCUGUGAAGACAAUUACAGGCCAGUCCAGCUCCUUCAGUGCGUACAUAAUCCUGGCCACCCAGACUGCAGUCUUUGCAUCAACAGCACAGAAGCUCCUUGAAACAGAGUGCUCCACACUAUAUAAGACUUGAUUUGUGUGCAAAACUGAAAAGGACAUGACUAUGUAGCUUACAGUGAUAUAUAGCACCAUGGUUGUACAAAGCCAAUAACCAGGAAUUCUUGCUGUGAUACUAACAGCCAAGUCGCAGGAGGUGGUAUUUUAGCUGCGAUUCCUGUACACACACAGGCAAACAAGCAUGCUGUUUCAGAAGGGCCAAAGGCAUGUUCAAUGAUUGAGGACACAAGAUUUGUUCUGCUUUGUUCCCUCAUAUGUAGCUACUUGUGCACAGAGCAUCAGAGCAGAGGCUGCCUUGGGCAUGCGCAAAGAAAGUUGCCAGUGGAGACACAGUUUGCUAUGAUCUGUAUGCUGCUUCAGAAGGGCUGGAAGGGAAAUUCCCUGAGCAGGGAAUAUUGUCCAUUGGCACAUGUUAUAGAUGCCAUGAUUUGUACAGAGUAGAGGAGUCAGUGAGGAAGACCUGGAGUUUCUCCCCCUGUAGCUGUAUCUGAAGGUUGGAUGUUUUGUUUACUGGGCAGUCCCCUUGAGUCAGGCAGAGCCAGGCAAGGCCCUGGGCCUUUCUCCCAGGGACUGUGGCACCUCUGAGCAGGCAAAGCAAGUAAUGGAAGAAGUAGAGUAGUUCUUACCUUCUAGUGAGUAAGCUGGUUAGGAAAUGGCAGAUCUAAGCCAAGAAGAGAUCAGAAACUGCUCAGAGCAUUGCCAGCAUCUGUAAGAAUGCAUUUAGAGGGUAGCUGGGAAGAGAAAAUAACAAGACUGACUUAAAAUCCUACUGGAAACAUAGUUGUGGCACAGAUAGCAUUUUAUUCUUAGUAUAGCAAUAAGUGUAAGCUUUCCAGCUUCCACAAAGGGCCCUCAGCUUGGCCAUUCAUUGGAAUCGAGACAAACAUCCAGAGGCUACUGCAGUGGGAGCCUUUCCUGACCCCAGCUGUGUAGGUGAGGUGAUGAUUUGCUGUGCGUGACUCACAAGCAGGCAGGAGAUUGUAGUGCCAUGCAUUUUAGUGACCAUGCAAGCUGAUAUAACUUUGAGCAUCUCCAGAAAGACUUUUGCUCUGUAAUACGGGGUCUUGUACUGGGUGCAGCUCAAUCACACCCAGGACUUCACCCAUAAUGUUUACAUGAAUUACAUGUAUUUUUUUAAUAUGUGCAGUCUGUAAUGUAAUAAUUAGCUGCAUUGACUCAGAUGCAUAUUAGUGUUUUAAAAUAGGCUAUUUCUAACUGUAAGUCAAGGAUCUGUCUUCAUGCUCACUUUUGUACCUUUUCUGGUGUAAUAAUAAAAUGUUGGCUGUCCAAUCAGGGUUUCUAAUAAAAUUGAUGAUGUUGCUCA